AUGAAUGAUUUCAUUUAAUAAAUUAAAUUGCAAUAUAGAUUUGAUUUCGAUCUCAUUCUUCUUUCUNUGUAUUAGAGACAUUCAGGGCUGUUGUCUCAUUAGGACUGCCAAUUAAUGUUGUGUGUUCUACAGCUUGGGUUGAAAACUCAGUUGGACCAGAUUCUUAUAGAGUUUCCGAUGUGAUUUAAUCUUAUAAGGGAUUGACUGUUGAAAUUUUAAACACUGAUGCUGAAGGCAGAUUGAUAUUAGCAGAUGCUAUGUCUUAUGCAUAAGAUAAGUUUGCUAUUCACGAGAUGAUUGAACUUUCAACACUUACUGGCAUCAUUAAAAGUGCCUUGGGUAGAUAUUGCGGAGUGUUUACAAAUAGAAAAGGAUGCUAUUCAUUGUUAUAAAAAGUUGAAAAAGUAACAAAAGAAUCAUUUUGGCCUUUACCACUGGAAGACCAACACAGAGAGCUGAUCAAAGGAAGUGUUGCUGAUAUCAAUAACUCAAGUUCUGGUAAAGUAGGAGCAUCUGCUGCAGCAGCAUUUUUGGAGUACUUUGUUGAAAAGAAGGUGAGAUGGAUGCAUUGGGAUAUCGCUAAUGUGGCUGUUACUGAUAAGAAUGAAGGAAUUUAUACAAAAGGAGGAACUGGAUUUGGAGUUAUGUCAUUGAUCUAUUAUAUGACUUGGGAUGUUGUAAGUAAGGAAAUUAAGGAGUAAAAGUAAGAAAAUGAAGAUGAUGACAAUUGA
Paramecium octaurelia is the source of this 731-nucleotide messenger RNA. The record is from the annotation of a GenBank genome assembly. Lineage: Eukaryota; Ciliophora; Oligohymenophorea; Peniculida; Parameciidae.